CGUCUGCCAUGUCUACUUGACUACUAGCUUUAGCUCAAACUGUAAACGACUGGAGAAGAAGCAACAGCCGGCUUGCUUGGCCAAUCCUCUCUUCUGAAAACCUCCAUUCCUUUAUAUUGUCCAAUUAAAUGCAGUAACUGCAAACACCUAAUUUUGACAGUUGCUUACCCUGAAGAUGGCUGGAAGUGGCCGGAGGAGUGCGCGGAGCAGAAUCAAAUCCUCAACCGAUGGCAGCGAUGACGGCCUUCUUGGUAGCACAAAACCGAACUUGAAGUUACGAAGAGAUAGAACUAAAGAUCACAAUUUGAUUCCAAUCAUAAAUGUUGAUCUCAAAAUCAUGCUUGGAAUUGGCGUUUUCUCGUUCUUAAUUAUCUUCUUCUUGAUUCAUAAUCUCAUAAAGCCUAGUGAAGAAGCUCAGCGACCUAGGGUUGUUACUCCGUUUCCUGCUCCGAAGAUCAUGGACCUUCCUCAGUUUCAAGGAGAGCAUAAAGAGAGCUUAUACUGGGGAACGUAUCGACCUCAUGUUUAUCUUGGAAUUCGCGCCAGGACUCCUCAGUCUUUGGUCGCUGGUUUGAUGUGGAUUGGCAUAAAAGAUGGAAUGUAUCAUAUGCGACAUGUAUGCCAAGACUCAGAUGAGCUAAGCACGUAUGGCUGGACACAACAUAAUGCUCGUGAUUUUGGACACCAAGUGCUGGUUGAUCAUGGCUUGAAGUUGGAAACUAGUUUCUUGAAAUCUAAAAGUGAAGGCAGUGGCUAUGGAGGGGAUUGGGCAGUUCGAAUUGAUGUGCAAAGCGGAAAGCCUGAGUGGGAUAAGGAAAAUGGGCAUUUGUUUUUCUAUUUGGCUGAUGAAGAUGGAAGUGCUCUAACUUUGAGAGGAGAUACCAUAGACAUCCGUGAGAAUUCUCUUCUGGCAUCAGGUUCACGUGCAGACAUUGGAGGUUGGCAGCUACAUUUAGAAUCAAAGGAUGAUUUGGAGAUCCACUAUUCUGGAUUCAAGACACCUCAUAUUCACAAUUUGUCUGAUCUUGUCCUGCAAAAUCUCGGGGUGCAAUUAAGGAAGUUUAGACUGCUGCAGCUGUCUGACUCAUCUAAUGGUUCUCCAAAUAUCUUAGUUUUUCAGAUUUCUGCAAGCAUUCCAUUCAAAGCAGAUGUUGCUUUUGUAUCUGGAAGUGGAGUAAGAAAUUCAAGAAUAAAGGAACGUGUAGACAGCCUAACAGGUAACUCAAUGACAAGUCAACUACAGGAGAAGCAAUCAGAAUUUGAUGCAAAGUUCAGAAGGUGCUUUGAUGUAUCUGGCAAGCUUGAAUCUGAAUCUGUAAUUGUCGGUAAGGCUGCUGUCGCCAAUAUGUUGGGAGGCAUUGGCUACUUUUAUGGUCAAUCAAAAAUUUCCUACCCAAAAAAUUCUAAUCACGAAGGUCAUAAUAAUUUUAUUGCAUAUUGGCCAGCUGAGCUUUACACAGCUGUUCCAAGUCGCCCAUUCUUUCCAAGGGGAUUUCUAUGGGAUGAAGGUUUUCAUCAGUUACUGAUUUGGCGUUGGGACGUUAAAGUAACCUUGGAUAUUGUUGGCCACUGGUUAGAUUUAAUGAAUGUGGAUGGGUGGAUUCCACGGGAGCAAAUACUUGGGUCUGAAGCUCUGAGUAAGGUUCCCGAGGAAUUUGUUCUUCAGUAUCCAACUAAUGGAAAUCCACCGACCUUAUUUCUGGUUAUAAGUGAUCUACUUUAUGGCAUAAAGAACAAUAAGUUUACCUCUGCUGAAAACAAUGAGAUCACUUCUUUCCUAGAGCGGGCUUAUGUUCGUCUUGAAGCUUGGUUCCAGUGGUUCAAUACCACCCAGUCAGGAAAGGAGAUUGGAAGCUAUUUUUGGCAUGGGAGGGAUAAUUCAACAAUUCGUGAACUAAACCCGAAGACACUGUCCUCGGGGCUGGAUGAUUAUCCCCGUGCAUCACAUCCAAGCGAAGAAGAACGUCACUUGGAUCUUAGAUGCUGGAUGCUUCUUGCUGCAAAUUGCAUGCAUUCCAUAUCACAGCUGUUACAGAAAAAAUAUGAGUCUGGAAAGGACUAUGGUUCAAUAGCCAAUCUACUUUCAGAUUUUGAACUGCUGAAUCAGAUGCACCUUGAUCCUGAAUAUGGAGCAUAUUUUGAUUUUGGAAAUCAUACUGAAAAGGUUCAAUUAAAAGAAGCAAUCGAGGAGAAUAGUCAUGUAAAGCAAGUUGUUCGGGAAGUAUUAGAAAAGCCAGAGUUGAGACUGGUUCCUCAUGUUGGUUAUGUGAGCCUUUUUCCAUUCAUGAGGAGGAUCAUUCCAUCUGACUCAUGGAUUCUAGAAAAACAGCUUGACUUCAUCUCAAACAGGAGUGUUUUGUGGACUAACUAUGGACUCCGUUCUCUUGCCAAAACCAGUUCCCUGUACAUGAAACGCAACACAGAGCAUGACCCACCUUAUUGGAGAGGUCCUAUUUGGAUGAACAUGAAUUACAUGAUUCUUUCUGCACUCUACCACUACUCCAAAGAAGAUGGACCAUACAGAGAGAGGGCCAAGAUAAUCUAUGAGGACCUAAGGAGCAAUUUGAUUAGAAAUGUGGUUCAGAACUAUCACAAAACUGGGUUUUUGUGGGAACAAUAUGAUCAGACUAAGGGUAAAGGAAAAGGCGCACGCUUGUUUACUGGUUGGACAUCACUCGUGCUGCUUAUAAUGGCAGAAACCUACAGCUGAGCUAACAUCACUUUUCUUAGAGGAACUAGUUUACAAAUAUCUGAUCUGAUGUAAUAUUGAUUUUUCAUCAGCAACAGCGAAAAACAUCUUGGGUUUUAACAGAGUCCUUUUUGGUUAAUAGGCUAAUAUUAAUUGUUUGAUUCUGUCUAAGUCGUAAUAUCUUGGAUAGAGGGAUAAAGCAAAAGAUAAUAUAUUACAAAUUACACAGAAA
Jatropha curcas is the source of this 2921-nucleotide messenger RNA. RefSeq names its product mannosyl-oligosaccharide glucosidase GCS1. Lineage: Eukaryota; Viridiplantae; Streptophyta; Magnoliopsida; Malpighiales; Euphorbiaceae. The record is from RefSeq and is a predicted model, not a curated record. Gene Ontology annotation, molecular function: Glc3Man9GlcNAc2 oligosaccharide glucosidase activity. Gene Ontology annotation, biological process: protein N-linked glycosylation; oligosaccharide metabolic process. Gene Ontology annotation, cellular component: endoplasmic reticulum membrane.